AUGGCGACUACAGCAACUCGAGUCGGUUAUAGCAAAGAACAGCAUGCCCACCAGACGGACGGAUACGGGCGAUAUAUCGACACACCCUUUGCUACUCUCGAGCACCAGCUUCAUGCCGCUGCGCUAGGCGACUGCACUGGCAUCACCGUACUUGACCUUGGUGGCGGCCAGGGCCUUCGAGCGCGUCAAGUCGUUGACCUAGGCGCUGCGGCUGUCGAUGUUGUCGACUUAUCCCCCGAGAUGAUGCAGGCCGGCCAGAAGAUCGAGUCGUCACUGGGCAGGGGUGAGGAAGUCAUACACUGGAUCGAGGGGGAUGCGUCCAAGCCCGAAAGCCUGGCGAGCCUGCCUCUGAGGUUCAAGGAGGAAGGCUACGACAUGGUCACGGCGAACUGGCUGUUCGACCACGCCGGGAGCAUGGAUACGCUGGACGGCAUGUUCCGGUCCGUGGUCGCGUACCUGAAGCCCGGGGGCCGCUUCGUCGGCACCCGAGUCAUUCACGGCCACGCCUCCCCGGCUGCAACCACCGGCAAGUACGGCUACAUCUACAAGGACUUCGAGGAGAUCCCCGGGGGUAUGGCGUACCGCUAUACCCUGUACGUCGACCCUCCGGUCAGCUACGACGGCGCGAGCAUGGAGGUGACCUACAACCCGGCUCUGAUCAGCGAGUUUCACGCCAGGUACGGACUGGAGGACACGGAGCUUGAGCCUACCGAGAGUGCGAGCUGUACCCGGGAGGACCCGGAUUACUGGAAGUUGUUUAUCGACCUUCCCAGCAUGGCAGUCGUGAAGGCUAGGAAGAAGAAGGAGUAA
Molecule: messenger RNA, 810 nt
Organism: Diaporthe citri
Lineage: Eukaryota; Fungi; Ascomycota; Sordariomycetes; Diaporthales; Diaporthaceae
Exons: 2
Coding region: 1-810 (269 amino acids)
Molecular function (GO): methyltransferase activity
Source: RefSeq, a predicted model, not a curated record